This is a messenger RNA of Lactuca sativa (garden lettuce), 1086 nucleotides long. RefSeq names its product rRNA (cytosine-C(5))-methyltransferase NOP2C. The record is from RefSeq and is a predicted model, not a curated record. NCBI's taxonomy places the organism in Eukaryota, Viridiplantae, Streptophyta, Magnoliopsida, Asterales, Asteraceae. Gene Ontology annotation, biological process: RNA methylation. Gene Ontology annotation, molecular function: RNA methyltransferase activity.
AUGACUAAUUAUCCUAAAGAUCUUAAAGGGGUUCAACUAGUGAACGCACAGGAGAAAGAGAAUAUAAUCGGAAGGUCCAUAAAAAAGUUGAAAGGAAGCACCACAAACACAACAACUGAAGCUGUCAUUGAGAAGAUUCUGGAAAUUCAAUGCGAUAAGAGGCUGCAAGAUACUGUAAAGAAUGGUGAUAUAGAAUCCCUUAGUGUUGUAAAGUGUGAAAUACCUAGGCUAGACUAUGUUGUGUUUGUGAAGGGUUCAGGCCCACAUGAUAUUCAGUAUGAUUAUCAGCAAGAGAGACCUCCUAAGGAGAUAAUUGUCAGCUCUGCGUUCUCUUUUCCUUUUUCUUGUCAUCUUUCUCCUAUUCUCGUAUAUGUUCUAGGUAUAUUAGCAUGUAGUGCUCAUGUUGAGAAAGGGGAUUUAGUUGCAGUUUCAGUUGAUCCUCAAUAUCUUGAAAGAGAUGGAUUAUACAUUGGUCAAGGAACCACAACCAUGUCAAGGGCAGGAAUUUUUCUUGGAUUAUCAGGUCUUGGUGUGGAUAUGACUGAUAGAGUUUUUAGAUUUAUAUCCUUUAAUGAUGUGAUGAAGGGGGACAUAUUUCUUCAAAACCUGCCAAGCAUCAUCACUGCACAUAUCCACAAGAAGGAGAAAGGAGAGGUGAUUGCAGUUGAUAGGUCUCAUGACAAGGUGUUUGAAAUUUACAAUCUAGUUGCAGAACUGGGGUUGACUAGCAUAAAAGCAUAUAAGUUAGAUGCCGCUUGUUCUGCUCUUGGAUUAAGACCCCGCUUGUUUGCUGGAGAGGACACGGUGGAAUCAUUGAGAAAACAUGGGAAAUGCACGAUAAAUCCAAGGGAAAAUGAGGCAUUGGUUCGUUAUGCUUUGGACACAUACAAGUUUCUUUCAUUAGCACAACAGGAUCCAAGAAUUGGUGGACCUGGUUUGGUUGGUCAUUGUGAAUUAUCAAAUGGAUAUUUUGAGGAAUGGUUGAGAGCUGCUGAGGAAAAUCUUGUCCAGAGGUUUGAUCCUUCGGGCCCACAUGAUACAAUUGGAUUUUUAAUAGCCAAAUUCAUAGUUGUCCCCAAAGAUUAG